Molecule: messenger RNA, 7890 nt
Organism: Paramormyrops kingsleyae
Lineage: Eukaryota; Metazoa; Chordata; Actinopteri; Osteoglossiformes; Mormyridae
Source: RefSeq, a predicted model, not a curated record
AUUCGGCAGGAGCAGCGCUCGGCCGCUGUUUUCUCAUCCAGAACAAUGAAUCCGUGGACAGUGCUUGGGGCUCGCUAGGAUGCGUUGUGUUGCACGCAGUUUUUAAUGUCGCGGCGCUGCUUUUGCAUUUCUUUUAAAUGCGCCAAACGUGCAAAUCGUAAAAUAUGUGGAUGCCUACAGAACACGAGAAAUACGGCGUCGUGCUGGCCAGCUUCAGAGGCACCGUGCAGUGUGGCUUACCGCUGGAGAUCGGGGACACGGUGCAGAUUCUGGAGAAGUGCGAAGGAUGGUACAGAGGAUUUGUUCUGAAGAAUCCGAGUGCCAAGGGAAUAUUCCCAGCAUGCUAUGUUUACCUGAAAAGUGCCCAUAUUAAGAACAAAGGGCAGUUUGAGACGGUCAUUCCCAGCGAGGACACGGUCAUCACGGAGAUGACGUCCACGCUGAGGGAUUGGGGCACGAUGUGGAAGCAGCUGUACGUGAAGAACGAGGGGGACCUCUUCCACCGCCUGUGGCACGUGAUGAACGAGGUGCUGGACCUGCGGAGGCAGGUGCUGGUGGGACACCUGACGCAGGACCGCAUGCGGGACGUCAAGCAGCACAUCACCGCUCGCCUCGACUGGGGCAACGAGCAGCUCGGUCUGGACCUGGUGCCCCGGAAAGAGUUCGGGAUGGUGGACCCGGAUGAGAUCAGCGUCACGGAGCUCUACAAGCUGAUGGAGCAUCGGCACAGGAAGAAGGACACCCCCGUCCCCUCGAGCACACAUCACCUGUUCGCCCAGGUAAAGAGCCUUGUCAGCUCUAACCUGGGCGAGGAGCUUGAGGUCUUCUUAACCAUCUACGACGGCAAGGAGAACCGGCCACUCAGUGAAAGGUUCUUUGUGCGACUGAAUAAACACGGAGUUCCUAAAUCGCCGGAGAAGACGGAGAGACAAUGCACCCUCUUUGUGGAUUUGGGCACCAGCGACCUGAGGAAGGAUGUGUAUAUUGUGGUCCAUAUCAUACGGAUAGGGCGCAUGGGGGCCGGAGAGAAGAAGAAUGUGAGCAGUGCGCAGUACCGUCGGCCUUUCGGGUGUGCGGUCGUCAGCGUGGCCGACCUGCUCACCGCCGACAUUAAGGAUGACCACCUGCUCAAAGUCUACACGUGCAACACAGAGACCGAGUGGUAUCAGAUCCACGAGAACAUCAUCCGCAAGGUGAACUCCCGGUACAACCUGAGCGGAUCCAAUGCUGGGCUGGCCGUCUCCCUCCAGCUGCUCCACGGUGACAUGGAGCAGAUCCGCCGCGAGUACAUGGCGCUCUUCACCCGUGGCAUCGCCAUCACCAAGAAGCUGGGCUUCUCUGACAUCAUCAUGCCAGGCGAGAUGAGGAAUGACCUGUACGUCACCUUGGAAAGAGGAGAGUUUGAGAAGGGGGGGAAGAGUGUGGCCAGGAAUGUGGAGAUUACUGUGUGCGUGCUGGAUACGGACGGAGUCGUCCUGAAGAAUUCCGUGUGGGCGGGGUCCGGGGAGGCCGGCGCUGAGGAGUACCGCUCCCUUGUGCUGUACCACAACAACAGCCCCCGCUGGGCAGAGCAGGUUAAGCUGCCACUGCCCGUGGACAAGUUCCGGGGCUCCCACGUUCGCUUCGAGUUCCGCCACUGCUCCACUAAAGACAAGGCGGAGAAAAAGCUGUUUGGCUUCUCCUUCAUACCCCUGAUGCAAGAAGACGGCCUCACAUUGCCCGACGGCACUCACGAGCUCAUCGUCCACAAGUGUGAGGAGAACACCAACCUCCAGGACUGCAUCCGGUACCUCCACCUGCCCUUCUCCAAGGGGAGCCUCCCGGGGAACAGCCAAGCCGCCAAGGGCAUUAAGGAGUCUGUCUGGAUCACGUCUUUCCUGUGUUCCACGAAGCUCACGCAGAAUGGGAAUAUGCUGGACCUGCUGAAAUGGAGAGUUCACCCAGAGAAGAUCAGCGACAGCCUGUCCAAGCUGAAGGAGAUUGACGGCUCAGAAAUAGUCAAGUUUCUCCAGGACACUCUGGACACCCUCUUCGGCAUCUUGGAUGAAAAUUCCCAGCGAUACGGCUUGAAGGUUUUUGACUGCCUGGUCCACAUCAUUAACCUGCUGCAGGACAGCAAGUUCCAGCACUUCAAGCCGGUCAUGGACACCUACAUCGAAAGUCACUUUGCAGGGGCUCUGUCAUACAGAGACCUGAUCAAGGUGCUGAAGUGGUACGUGGAUCGCAUCGUGGACGCGGAGCAUCAGGACCACAUCCAGCAGGUCCUAAAGGCCACAGAGUACAUCUUCAAGUACAUCAUCCAGUCACGCCGCCUCUUCGCCUUGGCCACCGGGGGGCAGAACGACGACGAGUUUCGCUGCUGUAUUCGGGAGCUCUUCAUGUCACUACGCUUCUUCCUGUCCCAGGAGGGUAAAGGCGGCAACUCUGUGACCCAGACGCAGGCCGUCUUCCUCAGGACGUUCCCCUGCGUUUACUGCGAGCUGCUGAAGAUCUUCACCAUGCGGGAGGUGGCCGGGUUCGUGCGGGAGACCCUCGGGAGCCUGCCUGCCAUCUCCCAUGCUGACUGCCCCCUGGAGGCCGUCAAGCUGCAGUGCAUUGCCAAGACUGUGGAGAGCUCACUGUACACUAACCCAGAGUCCAGGUGUAUCCUGCUCCCCGUGGUGCUGCACCACCUCCAGGCUCACCUGCAGGAGCAGAGGGACCUCGUCAUGUGUGGCCAGAUCCUCUCCGGAAUGUUCUCCCUCAUGAAGAAGGAUGACACUGAGGCCCCAGCCUCGGAGGAGGUGGAGGUGAUGGUGAGGAACCUUCUUAGAGUGCUGUUGAGGACCAUCUUGGAGAUCACUAACCGACCGCAGCCUGCCGGCAACUCCAUGCGCUUACAGUUUCAGGAUGUCACGGGGGAGUUUGUGGCCUGCCUUUUGACCUUACUCCGGCAGAUGACCGAUAGUCACUACCAGAAGCUGCUGGAGAGUCUAACAAGCAAGGACGAUCUGAGGGAUUUUCUCUUGCAAAUCUUCACGGUCUUUCGGAUCCUCAUCCGGCCGGAGAUGUUCCCCAAGGACUGGACGGUCAUGCGAUUAGUCACCAACAAUGUUAUCAUCACCACGGUCCUAUACCUGUCAGACGCCCUGAGGAAGAACUUCCUGAAUGAGAAAUUUGAUUAUAAGGUGUGGGAUUCCUAUUUCUACCUUUCCGUGAUCUUCAUCAACCAGCCCUGUCUGCAGCUGGAGACCUUCUCACCCUCCAAGAGGAAGAAGAUUCUGGAAAAGUACGGCGACAUGCGGGUGAUGAUGGGCUGCGAGAUCUUCAGCAUGUGGCAGAAUUUAGGAGAGCACAAGCUGAACUUCAUCCCAGCCAUGAUCGGCCCCUUCCUGGAGGUGACACUGGUGCCCCAGCAGGAUCUCCGCAACGUCAUGAUCCCCAUCUUCCAUGACAUGAUGGACUGGGAGCAGAGGAGGAGCGGUAACUUCAAACAGGUGGAAGCCAAGCUGAUCGACAAGCUGGACAGCUUGAUGUCGGAGGGCAAGGGGGACGAGACGUACCGGGAACUGUUCAACAGCAUAAUCCCCCUGUUUGGGCCCUACCCUAGCCUUCUGAAGAAGAUCGAACGAGAGACAUGGAGGGAGAGCGGCGUCUCUCUGAUCGCCACCGUCACACGUCUCAUGGAGCGACUCCUGGACUACAGGGACUGCAUGAAGUCGGGCGAGGUGGACGGGAAGAAGAUCGGCUGCACCGUCAGCCUCCUGAACUUCUACAAAACUGAGCUGAACAAAGAGGAGAUGUACAUCCGCUACAUCCACAAGCUGUACGACCUCCAUUUGAAAGCGCAGAACUAUACAGAGGCCUCCUAUACGCUGCUGCUGUACGACGAGCUGCUCGAGUGGUCGGAGCGCCCUCUGCGCGAGUUCCUCAGCUACCCCAUGCAGACGGAGUGGCAGCGCAAGGAGACCCUACACCUCACCAUCAUCCAGAACUUCGACCGCGGCAAGUGCUGGGAGAAUGCCAUCAUACUGUGCCGGGAGCUGGCAGAUCAGUAUGAGGCUUAUUAUGACUACAGGAACUUAAGCAAGAUGAGGAUGAUGGAGGCCUCCUUGUACGAUAAAAUCAUGGACCAGCAGAGGUUGGAGCCAGAGUUUUUCAGAGUUGGCUUCUACGGCAAGAAGUUUCCCUUCUUUUUAAGGAACAAGGAGUUUGUUUGCCGGGGCCACGACUAUGAGCGCUUGGAGGCCUUCCAGCAGCGCAUGCUGAAUGAGUUCCCCCAGGCCAUCGCCAUGCAGCACGUCAACCAGCCCGACGAGACCAUCUCCCAGGCCGAGGCGCAGUACCUGCAGAUCUACGCCGUGAGCCCCAUCCCUGAGGCCCAGGACGUGCUUCAGAGAGAAGGCGUGGCAGACAACAUCAAGAGCUUCUACAAGGUUAACCACAUCUGGCGCUUCCGCUACGACCGACCCUUCCACAAGGGCACCAAGGACAAGGAGAAUGAAUUCAAGAGCCUGUGGGUGGAGAGGACAACGCUAACACUGGUGCAGAGCUUACCGGGCAUUUCUCGCUGGUUCGAGGUAGACAAGAGGGAUCUGAUGGAGGUGAGCCCACUGGAGAACGCCAUCGAGGUGAUGGAGAACAAGAACCUGCAGCUGCGCACUCUGAUCGCACAGUGCCAGGCGCGACAAGGCCAGAGUGUCAGCCCGCUCACCAUGUGCCUCAACGGUGUCAUCGAUGCCGCAGUCAACGGGGGCCUCGCCCGCUACCAGGAGGCGUUCUUUGGGAAGGACUACGUGGCAAGCCACCCGGAAGAUGGCGAGAAGAUCACGCGGCUGAGGGAGCUCAUGUUCGAGCAGGCACACAUCCUGGAAUACGGUCUGGCCGUGCACGAGAAAGUCGUUCCCCAGGACAUGCGGCCACUGCACAAGAAGCUGGUGGAUCAGUUCCACGUGAUGAAGACGAGUUUGGGAAUCCAGGAGUUCCCGGCCUACGUGCAUGCCAACCCCCUGCCCUUCAUCAAUGGGAGCCCGCGUGGCUGUAGGAGCUCCCUCCCCAGCGCCAUCAGCCCGGACGGCGGCCGUGUGGUGGCUCGGCGCAGUCCCCUCAGCUACCCAGCUGGCAACCGGUACUCGUCGUCCUCGCUGUCAUCGCAGGCCUCCAACGAAGUGAGCAACAUCACGGGCCAGUCGGAGAGCUCGGACGAGGUCUUCAACAUGCAGCCAAGUCCGUCUACCUCAAGUCUGAGCUCCAGCCACUCGGCCUCCCCCAACGUGACCGGCGCCGCUCCAUCCAACGCCCGAGGAGCCCCCGGCGACCAAGCGUCAGUAUGUAAUUGGCCGUCUUCGGUCACCGACAGCGUUUCCGAGACACCUGUUGAAGCUUCCUCCCCAGGCUCCCCGCUGCUAUCUGACAAAAGUAAGCAUUCCAGGGAAAACUCCUGCUUCUCCCCCCGGGAUAGACCCUGCAGCACUGGCUUCCCAAUGCCCCUGGACCCAGGACAGAGGUCGCUCCCACAACUUAUAAGCAAUUCUUCAUUACCUCGGAGUGACCCGAGCCAACCAGCACCCGAGAAAGUCCUGAGCCCCACUGCGUGCACCUGGAAUCUAGACAGUCCAAAAGAGGCUAACACGCAGUAUUCAGAUGCGCUCGGGAAAUUGAUAUCGCCCCCCGUCCCUCCUAGGCCACCGUACACAGGUUCACCUGCCAGGAACUUGAGGUCCCUGUCCCCUGUCCCCAUCCCCAGGUCUCCGCAAAAGAGCUCAGUGCCCCCUUACACUCCCUCCCCGACCGAGUGCCAUUCGGGGGGGCUGGUGUCCAAUUCGCCGGUGCUGUCGGGCAGCUACAGCAGCGGGAUCUCCUCGCUGAGUCGCUGCAGCGUGUCAGACACUUCGGGCCUGGAGGCCCCACCCCCCGGCGACCCUGCCCCCACUGGCACGCUCAGCACCUCCGUGUCCGGCGGGUCCGACGAGCUCUCGCGACCUGGGAACAAGACUCCGCCGCCGUACAGCGUGUACGAGCGCACCAACUCGCGCCGGCCGGUGCCCCUCCCCCACAGCCUCUCCAUCCCGCCCCCCAUCGCCCCGCCUGCCCUGCCUCCCAAGCCCCACCAGUUCCGUGGCACCAAACUGGACUCAGAGCCCCGGCGACCAGAACCCAUCCAGCGGCCCAGGCCCCUACCGAGGAAGGUGUCUCAGCUAUAGCGCCUCCCUUUUGGUGGCAACCAAUGGCACGCUAUGCACUUUCUGGUUGGGUAAUCCCAAGGUUCUAGGACAGUACGGAUUUAGACAUAGAAGUAGAAGUGAUUUUUUUUUUUUUUUUUUUAAGAGGGCUGUAAAUAUAUUUACUGCACCUCUUAGUGCAUCUCGGAUUAACACACUCUUACAUAGUAGUACAGGAUUGGUGAUCAAUGAAAUGUUCAAAUACAUGUAUAUAUGAGUUGGAAAAAUAACAGGUUUUUGCCUUAUUAGAGUCUCAUUAUUUUUGAAGGUUUCCAGUAAACCCUGAAACACAUCGGAAAAGCUACUAUAUUGUCCUCAAUGGCUAAAAGGUGCUAGAGGUUUCUUCUGUGUCUUUCAUCAUAGCCUAGAAUCUACCAACCCUCCUUCCCCGUGGCCCCACACUGCAGAUCCGCCUGGUUUUCACCAAGUGUUGUGCCAAAGGAACCUUUACGCGUUUCUGUAAUGGGACCCGCAGAUUUCCAGUAAACAGGCGCUCUCUCCCGAGCCGAUCUUCUAAUGACGCACAAUCGUAGUUACCCCCCCAUCUGUGCGCGACACGGAAUACGAGCGGUCGGCUAGCCGCCGCGCAGAACCUCCGCAAAAGCAAUAGCCGGGACACAGCCGCGUCGGACAAAAGCACAAACCGGGACCACCUCCGACGGCGCGCCCCCCCCCCACCCGCCUAAUAAUAAAGCGGCGCCGGUCACACGUGACGUCAGACUGCCAAUUCCUCACGCAUACAUUCCUUUAACGCAAAGUGAACACGCAGCUCGCAGAACUCCGAUUGCCCUUUUCACUAAUAUGGUGAUUAGCUACGUGAUUGUACGGGUGUCCUCUCCCCCCGCUCCUCCCCCAGUACGUUUUACUUAAUCGAAAAAAAUACUGACUGAACAGACUUUAGUUCUGAUUUUUUUUUAACAGUACUCUGAUUGUUCCGGGUCACUUACCCGUUAUUGAAAAUAUUUUAUUGUGCACAAACAUGGUUUUGUAACACGUCAGUGGACAAUAUUGACUGCUUAACUCAGUGAAAAUUCAGUAUUAACUGCAGUACUUUGGGACUUUUUUGGUUUGGUCUCCCAGUUUCGCUUUUCUCUGCAUAAAUUAGUUUUUUUUUUUUUUUUUUUUGUGAAAUUGUAAAUGACAUGAGAUUGUUGUAAGUAUGCCAAAUACUUUGUGUAUUGCAAUUAUUGUAAAUAAUGUGUUUUUAACAAAAUGUAGCCAUAUUGGAUUUACAGCAUUGAAUGUUGCAAGGACAGAAUUAUAAAUCUCAAAUAUUUAUAUGUCUUAGUGAGUGUAGACGAUGGAGGCAAUGGGUAUUGCAUCUAACAUUCACAUGCUUAAAUAACAUUGUUUAAUAAAACAUUUUGAACAAGGCUAAUUUGUAUAAAUUAGAAUUUCAUUCUAUUCUUUGCAUUAAGAAAAGCGUGUUUAAAUUCUAAAAUAUUUACAUGAGGUUGUAUUGAAUUGUUUGAUACUGUUUUAAUGCAGUUUUUACUUGUAUUUUGAGACCGAAAGAGUUUGUGUUGACUCACUGUCCUCUUACCAUUAAAAGCCAGGUUUUAAACUGGUUAUUUAUCACAAUAGGAACGACAUCUAUUUAAUCUAAUUUAAAUGUCUGGAACAUUGAUUGGUUUUGGUAUAAAAUGGAUUUUACAGAUCAAAUAAAAUGACAUCUUCUAAUCAAAAAGUA